This is a messenger RNA of Fusarium musae, 1827 nucleotides long. RefSeq names its product Heat shock protein ssb1 (gene SSB1). The record is from RefSeq and is a predicted model, not a curated record. Gene Ontology annotation, molecular function: ATP binding; ATP-dependent protein folding chaperone; ATP hydrolysis activity. Gene Ontology annotation, cellular component: cytosol; plasma membrane; cytoplasm. Bases 1 to 1827 code for a protein of 608 amino acids. Gene Ontology annotation, biological process: protein refolding; vesicle-mediated transport; cellular response to unfolded protein. The transcript has 9 exons. NCBI's taxonomy places the organism in Eukaryota, Fungi, Ascomycota, Sordariomycetes, Hypocreales, Nectriaceae.
AUGGCGGACGAAGUGUAUGACGGUGCCAUUGGCAUUGAUCUGGGUACUACCUAUUCCUGUGUUGCUACCUACGAGGGUACCAAUGUCGAGAUCAUCGCCAACGAGCAGGGUUCUUUCACCACCCCUUCUUUCGUUUCCUUCACUGAUAAGGAGCGUCUGAUCGGUGAGGCCGCCAAGAACAACGCUGCCAUGAACCCCCGCAACACUGUCUUCGAUGCCAAGCGUCUGAUUGGUCGUCGUUUCGAUGACCCUACCGUCAAGAAGGACAUCGAGUCUUGGCCCUUCAAGAUUGUUGAUGACAACGGCAGCCCCAAGAUCGAGGUUGAGUACCUCGGCGAGAACAAGCAGUUCUCUGCCCAGGAGAUUUCCUCCAUGGUCCUCACCAAGAUGAAGGAGAUUGCCGAGACCAAGCUCGGCAAGAAGGUCGAGAAGGCCGUCAUCACUGUUCCUGCCUACUUCAACGACAACCAGCGACAGGCCACCAAGGACGCCGGUUCCAUUGCCGGUCUUAACGUCCUCCGUAUCAUCAACGAGCCCACUGCCGCCGCCAUUGCUUACGGUCUUGGUGCCGGUAAGUCCGAGAAGGAGCGCAACGUUCUCAUCUACGAUCUCGGUGGUGGUACUUUCGAUGUCUCCCUCCUCAACAUCCAGGGAGGUGUCUUUACCGUCAAGGCUACUGCCGGAGACACCCAUCUGGGUGGACAGGACUUCGACACUAACCUCCUUGACCACUGCAAGAAGGAGUUCAGCCGAAAGACCAAGAAGGACCUUUCUGGCGAUGCCCGUGCUCUCCGACGUCUCCGAACUGCUUGUGAGCGUGCCAAGCGUACUCUCUCCAGCGGUGCCCAGGCCACCAUUGAGAUCGACUCUCUCUUUGACGGCGAGGAUUUCACCAUGUCCAUCACCCGUGCCCGUUUCGAGGACCUUAACGCCAAGGCUUUCUCUGGCACCAUUGAGCCCGUUGCUCAGGUUCUCAAGGACGCCCAGAUCGAGAAGAAGGCCGUUGACGAGAUCGUCCUCGUCGGUGGUUCCACCCGUAUCCCCAAGAUCCAGAAGCUUCUCUCCGAGUUCUUCGACGGCAAGAAGCUCGAGAAGAGCAUCAACCCCGAUGAGGCCGUUGCAUACGGUGCCGCCGUCCAGGCCGGUAUUCUGUCUGGCAAGGCUACCUCCGCUGAUACUUCCGACCUCCUUCUCCUUGAUGUCGUUCCUCUGUCCCUGGGUGUUGCCAUGGAGGGUAACAUCUUCGCUCCCGUCGUUCCCCGUGGUACUACUUGCCCUACCCUGAAGAAGCGAACAUUUACCACAACCGUCCAGUUCCCCGUAUACCAAGGAGAGCGCGUGAACUGCGAGGAUAACACUUCCCUCGGAGAGUUCACUCUUGCCCCUAUCCCUCCCAUGCGUGCCGGUGAGGCCGUCCUCGAGUGUGUCUUCGAGGUCGACGUCAACGGUAUCCUCAAGGUCACUGCUACCGAGAAGACCUCCGGUCGCAGCGCCAACAUCACUAUCUCCAACUCUGUCGGCAAGCUCACCACCGACGAGAUCGAGAAGAUGGUCAACGAUGCUGAGCAGUUCAAGAGCAACGAUGACGCUUUCCAGAAGAAGUUCGAGGCCAAGCAGCAACUCGAGUCCUACAUCGGCCGUGUUGAGGAGAUCGUCUCUGACCCCACUCUGUCUCUUAAGCUUAAGCGUGGCCAGAAGGAGAAGAUCGAGAGCACUAUCAGCGACGCCAUGGCUGCUCUUGAGCUCAACGAGUCUUCGGCUGAGGACCUCAAGAAGCAGGAGCUUGCUCUCAAGCGCCUUGUCACCAAGGCUAUGUCUUCCCGAUAA